CGAAGUCCCUUCAGCGAUUUUCCUAGACAAGGGACUUCAUCGUAAAAGCCAACAAACAAAAACCCGAGGCGCAGAUCCUAAUGGUUUGCAAGUUUCCGGAAGGAAGGAUGAUUCUAACUGAAGUUUGUCUAACUUUAUGACCCUUUAGGAAACGUCCAGGUUUUACGAAACUCAUCCCCGUGGACUUAGCAGACUAGAGGACUCGCCUCACAGAAAGCUCAGUACCAGGGGUUCAGGCGACCAAGGGGACGACCUCAGAUACAACCGCGACCACGCAAGGUGUUUGGAGCCGAAGGCUCGCCCAUUCCUCCACUGCGCCAACAGGCGGCGCAAGAGGGCGGUGGGAGUGUGCAUGCGCAGUUGGCGGACAUUUCCGCAGACAACGCUCACAGCCACCUCGGGUCUCUCGCGACAGCAUGAAGGCAGGCGAGGACGCCAGAGGAGCGCGCAGUGAGAAGCCGAAGAAGCUAGGUCUCUGCGUCCUCUGCGGACUGCCCGCAGCAGGAAAGUCGACCUUCGCGCGUGCCCUCAGCCACCGUCUACGGCAGGAGAGUAGCUGGGCCGUGGGCGUCGUCGCCUAUGAUGACGUCAUGCCGGACUCGUUCCUAGAGGAGCCAUCCCAGUGGAAAUCGCAUCGCCAGGAACUGUUGAAGUACCUUGAAUACUUCUUUCUGGCUGUCAUUAACGGGUGUCAGAUGUCUGCCCCGCCCAGCAGGACUGAAGCCAUGUGGGAGGAUUUUCUAACCUGCUUGAAGGAUCAAGAUCUGAUAUCUGCUUCAGCACUUGAGGCCCAGUCUCACUAUCUCGUAACGAAGACUGCUGUUUCCAGACCUCUGCUUUUGAUUUUAGACGACAACUUUUAUUAUCAAAGUAUGAGAUAUGAAGUCUAUCAGCUGGCUCGGAAAUAUUCAUUAGGCUUUUGCCAGCUCUUUUUAGAGUGUUCUCUCGAGACCUGUCUACAGAGGAAUGGCCAGAGACCACUUCCAGUGCCUGCCAAGACCAUCCACCUGAUGGGAAGCAAGAUAGAAAAGCCCAACCCUGAGAAAAAUGCUUGGGAACACAACAGCCUCACAAUUCAGAGCCCAGCGUGUACUUCAGAGGCCAGACUGAAACUGACUGAUUUACUGCUUACUGCUUUGGAAAAUCCAAUAAGAUACGUGGAGGAGAAUGUGGAACAAAAGGAAACAGACAGAAUUAUUUGUUCAACUAACAUUCUUCAUCAAGCUGAUCAGACCCUCCGAAGAAUUGUCUCUCAGACAAUGAAGGAAGCGAAAGGUGAACAGGUGUUUCCAUACAACUUGAAACUUCUAGCCGAAGAACUUAACAAGCUCAAAGCAGAGUUUUUGGAAGACCUAAGACAAGGAAACAAAAAAUACCUGUGCUUUCAACAAACCAUGGACUUAUCAGAUGUUAUUUCUUUUUUUCAUUAUGAGAAAGAUAACAUUGUACGGAAGUAUUUUUCAAAGCAGCAUUAAAACUUGAUUUCCAAUCAAAGCCAUUUUGGUUACGAUUUUGCAAACUAAUUUAAACAAUUCUGUAUUACUGGCUGUUUUCUAGGCCAAUGAUGUGCAUUGCCAAAGGGGGGGGGGGAAAUCAGUCCAUUCUAAAAGAUCCAUUUGUCAUAACAGAAACUACUUCAGUCAGUCACUUGUCAGAUGUGACAUGGAUAAUUAAGCAUCAGGAAGCAUGAAGCCUUCCUCAUUUAUGUGCCAAAACAGUUGGGGGGGCAGGGGUCACACCUUAAAUAAAGAGAAGAAAUUAGGAAGGAGACAAGAUGCUCAUUAUUGAACUGUUUUUGCUUUUAACUCAUGCAACACCUUCUCAUGGGUAAGGCACUCUACAAAUCCAAACCAAGGUAGCCAUAAAAUCAAAAAAAAUUAACAUUUUACACACUGGAAAAUUAUUUAAAAAACUAACUGGAUCCUAGUUUUCAAAAAAGAAAAAUCGAGGUCAUUAGAAAGUGUUAUUUUUUAUUCAUAUAUUACAAAAGCAAAGCUUCAUUCACAAUAUGAACUACAUACUAGAUAGAGUUAUUUCAGCAUUAAACUGCUUUCUGGAAUCCCUAAACAAUAGUGUGUUUUGCAACCAUACUCAAGUUUUAUGUUUUACAUACAAAAUACGUUCUUGACAUCAAAGUACAUAUUAACAAAACCAAGUUCUAGAAACCAUAUACCCUCUAAGACUACUUGAUGAAAAGUCCUUAGCAGGGAAUUUUUUAAAAAAUAAUACAUCCAUUUGAUAAAUAUUUUUGUAGAACUUAAAUGAGGUUUAUCUCUGAACAUUUUUUAGUAAUAUUCCCUUUGUCAAACAGUUCUGCAGAU
This is a messenger RNA of Delphinapterus leucas (beluga whale), 2321 nucleotides long. NCBI's taxonomy places the organism in Eukaryota, Metazoa, Chordata, Mammalia, Artiodactyla, Monodontidae. The record is from RefSeq and is a predicted model, not a curated record.